GUUAUCACAUAUACGGGGGGACUCCGGGGAAGAACAACCAUGAGAGUCCAACAGGUUGUGGCUCUGUUCCUUAGUUUAUUCUUGGAAUCUCUAGAGCUCCCAGCAGGACCUAGAGUCAAGGAGAUCAGAUCAAGCAAAGAAGGAAAAGCUGAGAGCACAAACCUGGAUUCAGUUUUAAAAUUUAAAAGAUCAGCACAAGGAUAUAAAUAUCCUGUUCCAGAUAAUCCAUUAACCUUCCCAACAAAAACAUUUUCAACAACUACUCCAUCAGCAACAACAGACUCAAAAGAAUCUGCGACAACAUUAGAAACUUCAAUAGUUCCAAACUGUAUUCAUGAAAUAGAGGCAAGUAUUGGUAGGAACCCUGAGUUCCUAGAUUUAGGUGUUCCAUUGUGUCCUUCUGAUGAACCAAUUGCUGGAUAUGAAUAUCCUGUUCCAGAGAACCCGUUCACACUGCCAACAACACCAUCACAAGCCACAACUACAACAACACAAGCUACAACCACCACACCAGCAACCACAACAACAACAUAUGUUCCAGAUUGUAUUCUUGAAGAGGAAGCAAGUAUUAGUAGGAACCCUGAGUUCCUAGAUUUAGGAGUUCCAUUAUGUUCUUCUAAUGAACCAGUUACUGGAUAUGAAUACCCUGUUCCAGAGAACCCCUUAACACUGCCAACAAAGCCAACAACAACAACACCAGCUACAACAACAUAUGUUCCAGAUUGUAUUCCUGAAGAAGAAGGAAGUGUUGGUAGGAACCCUGAGUUCCUAGAUUCAGGAGUUCCAUUGUGUCCUUCUGAUGAACCAGUUACUGGAUAUGAAUACCCUGUUCCAGAGAACCCUUUCACACUGUCAACAAAACCAACAACACCAGCAACAACUACAACAACACCAGGCACAACAACAACAGCACAAGCUACAACCACCACACCAGCAACCACAACAACAACAACAAGAACAUUUGUUCCUGUUCCUGAUUGUAUUCCUGAAGAAGAAGCAAGUAUUGGUAGGAACCCUGAGUUCCUAGAUUCAGGAGUUCCAUUAUGUUCUUCUGAUGAACCAGUUACUGGAUAUGAAUAUCCUGUUCCAGAGAACCCACUCACACUACCAACAAAACCACCAAAACCAGCCACAACCUCAGAACAAACUACAUCCACCACACCAGAAACUACAACAACAACAAAAAGAAAUGUUCCAGAUUGUAUUACUGAAGAAGAAGCAAGUUUUGGUAGGAACCCUGAAUUUCUGGAUCCAGGAGUUCCAUUAUGUCCCUCUGAUGAACCAGUUACUGGAUAUGUAUAUCCUGUUCCAGAGAACCCUUUCACAUUGCCAACGACACCAGCUACAACCACAACAACAACAACAACAGCACUAUAUAUUCCAGAUUGUAUUGUUGAAGAAGAAGCAAGUAUUGGUAGAAACCCUGAGUACCUAGAUUUAGGUGUUCCAUUGUGUCCUUCUGAUGAACCAGUUACUGGAUAUGAAUACCCUGUUCCAGAGAACUCUUUCACACUGCCAAAAAAAACAACAACAGCCACAACAACAACAACAACAAUACCAGUUACAACCACCACACAAGCAACAACAACAACAACAACAUAUGUUCCAGAUUGUAUACCUAAAGAAGAAGCAAAUAUUGGUAGGAACCCUGAAUUCCUAGAUUCAGGAGUUCCAUUGUGUCCUUCUGAUGAACCAGUUACUGGAUAUGAAUAUCCUGUUCCAGAGAACCCUUUCACACUGGCAACAAAACCGACAACACCAGCCACAACUACAACAACACCAGCCACAACAACAACAACAGCCCAAGCUACAAACACCACACCAGCAACCACAACAACACGGUAUGUUCCAGAUUGUAUUCUUGAAGAGGAAGCAAAUAUCGGUAAGAACCCUGAGUUUUUAGAUUCAGGAGUUCCAUUAUGCUCCUCUGAUGAACCAGUUACUGGAUAUAAAUAUCCUGUUCCAGAGAACCCACUCACACUACCAACAAAACCAUCAACACCAGCCACAACUACAACAACACCAGGCACAACAACAACAGCACAAGCUACAACCACCACACCAGCAACCACAACAACAACACCAACAACAUUUGUUCCUGUUCCUGAUUGUGUUCCUGAAAUAGAGGCAAGUACUGGUAGGAACCCUGAGCUCCUAGAUUCAGGAGUUCCAUUGUGUCCUUCUGAUGAACCAGUUACUGGAUAUGAAUACCCUGUUCCAGAGAAUCCUUUCACACUGCCAACAACACCAGGCACAACUACAACAGAAAAAGCUAAAACCACUACACCAGCAAUCACAACGACAACAACAACAUAUGUUCCAGAUUGUAUUCCUGAAGAAGAAGCAAGUAUUGGUAGGAACCCUGAGUUCCUAGAUUCAGGAGUUCCAUUGUGUCCUUCUGAUGAAGCAGUUACUGGAUAUGAAUAUCCUGUUCCAAAGAACCCCUUUACACUGCCAACAAAAUCAACAACAACAACACCAGCUUUAACCUCCACACCAGCAAUCACAACAAUGACUACAACGUACGUUCCAGAUUGUAUUCCUGAAGAAGAAGCAAAUAUCGGGAGGAACCCUGAGUUCCUAGAUUUAGGAGUUCCAUUGUGUCCUUCUGAUGAAGCAGUUACUGAAUAUGAAUAUCCCGUUCCAAAGAACCCACUUACACUGCCAACAAAGCCAACAAUAACAUCACAAACUACAACCACCACACCAGCAACCACAACAACAACAUAUGUUCCCGAUUGUAUACCUGAAAAAGAAGCAAGUAUUGGUAGGAACCCUGAGUUCUUGGACUUGGGAGUUCCAUUAUGUCCUUCUAAUGACCCUGAUUUUGGAUUUGAAGUUGUAGGACUAAAAGAUUUUGAUUAUGAAUCGGAAAUAGCGGAUACAACUUCAUCUAAAACUACAAUAUCACGAACAACUUCACCAAAACCUCCAAAAACAACAACAACAUAUUUUCCAGAUUGUGUGCCUGAAAAAGAAGCAAAUAUCGGUAAGAACCCUGAGUUCUUAGAUUCUGGAGUUCCAUUGUGUCCUUCUGAUGAACCAGUUACUGGAUAUGAAUAUCCUGUUACAGAGAACCCACUCACACUACCAACAAACCCAACAACAGCAACAGCUACAACUACCACUCCAGCAACCACAAAAACAAUUAAUGUUCCAGAUUGUAUUCUUGAAGAAGAAGCAAGUAUUGGUAGGAACCCUGAGUUCCUAGAUUCAGGAGUUCCAUUAUGUUCUUCUGAUGAACCAGUUACUGGAUAUGAAUAUCCUGUUCCAGAGAAUCCUUUCACACUGCCAACAAAACCAACAACACCAGCCACAACUACAACAAUACAAGCUACAACCACCACACCAGCAACCAAAACAACAACAACAAAUGUUCCAGAUUGUAUUCCUAAAGAAGAAGCAAGUAUUGGUAGGAACCCUGAGUUCCUAGAUUUAGGAGUUCCAUUAUGUCCCUCUGAUGAACCAGUUGCUGGAUAUAAAUAUCCUGUUCCAGAGAAUUCAUUGAUCCUGCCCUCCAAAGGAGACACUGGUGGAGAUGAAGUUGUUGGACUGAAUAAUUUUGAUUAUGAAUCAGGAAUAUCUAUUCAAAGAAAAGGAAGGGUGUUCUCCUAUCAUCAUUAUCCAAUAGAGGUUGGGAAAUAGGAUUGAAGGUAUAAUAUUAUAAUUUUUCAAGUGUCAAGUGUAUCCUGAGUGUCUAGAGUAUCCUGAGUGUCUACUGUAUCCUGAGUGUCAAAUGUAUCCUGAGUGUUUAGUGUAUCCUGAGUCUCUAGUUUAUUCUGGGUGUCUAGAGUAUCCUGAGUGU
Molecule: messenger RNA, 3805 nt
Organism: Eurytemora carolleeae
Lineage: Eukaryota; Metazoa; Arthropoda; Copepoda; Calanoida; Temoridae
Product: mucin-2
Exons: 5
Coding region: 40-3645 (1201 amino acids)
Source: RefSeq, a predicted model, not a curated record